AUGUCCGCAAAGCUUUUCCAUCUCCUGGGUGAGCCCGUUGCGAAUGCUCGAGAGAUUGAAGUGGACUCAUCGCUAGACUAUGAUGGGCUUAGAAACCUAAUCGCUGCGCAUUUUGCGAUAGUCGACCCCAAUGGCAUCGGCUUUCAGUCUGAAGACGCCGUCUUCACCAGUGUGGCCGAGAUCAUCGCUUCUGAAACCCCAAUUAGUAUCGCCAUUGAUGGGAAACCUUACGGGCCUCUCUUCAUGACCACCAACUACGGCCGCACCGUAUACCACACGAACGAUCCAGAACUCAGUGCGAUCGUCUUCUCUGAAAGUGAUUUCUUUACUAAGAAAAUCAACGAAUCCCACCCGCUUCAUGCAAUCAAGAAUAAGGAAGCGGGCGUGUUCCUCGGCGACACCGACACGCCUGAAUGGAGAACUGCCCAUAAAUUUCUCCCUCCCGCGUUCGGUCCGAAGGCUGUCCGCCAUUAUGCGCCAGUUAUGCAGCAAACGGUAGAAGAUGCCUUCAAAGUGUUUGAUGCCUUUGACGAGCAAGGCGAAGCGUGGAAUGUCUAUCAAUACAUGUUGAAGCUUGGCUCUCAGGCGGUUGGAAAGCUAGUCUUAGGCAUCGACUUCCAACACUUCGCCAACAUGAAUGCGCCCCCGCAUGAAUUGAUUCUUCUGAUUGCCGAGUCACUUGAACUGAACAAAAAGAUCACUGCCAGAGGUGAUUGGUAUGCCAAGCUGCCCUUCGGGGACUCUAAACGCCUUCAACAAAUCCGUGGUCGGGUCUGGAACAUUGUCGACGAGUCCAUUCAGAAUGCUAGUCGUGGUGGCGUUGAGGAUCUCCCACUUCAGGAUGCCGCCCUCAAAGCCCAUAACAUGAUUGACUACGCCAUCCGGGCGACGGAUAACAAAGGCGAAAAGUUGCCCAAAACGAGCUUAAUCCAAGCUCUAGUUGUGGCAACUGGAGCGGGCUUCACCACCACCAGCUCGCUGCUGUCAUGGCUAAUUUACAGCCUUGUCAACUACCCUGGUGUGCAGGAUAGGCUCUUGCAAGAGCUCGUAGAUAACGGCAUCGACGCCGAUACGCAGAUCACUGCCGACUUGACCGACCGUCUUACAUUCAUGGACAAGUUCAUCAAAGAAACUCAGCGCCGACACAACCCGUCCUAUCAACCCGCGCGCACAGCUAAGGUGGAUAUGAUCCUGCCUGGCGGCUACAAACUGCCUGAAGACUCGGUCGUCAUCGGCGCACUUCAUCACCUUCAUAACAAUCCCGAGGUCUGGGACAACCCGACGCGUUUCAACCCCGACCGAUGGGAUACUGAAGAGGUCAAGAACCGACACAAAUCUUCCUACAUUCCCUUUGCGGCCGGUCCUCGCAUGUGCAUCGGCUUCAACUUUGCUCUGCAAGAAGUUAAGGUGUUUCUGCCCAAAUUGGUGUACCGGUACAGGUUCACAAAGGAGACUGAUGGCCCGAUUGAGUACGAUCCUAUGUUCCAGCUGAUCAGGCCGAAUAACCUGUAUGUCCGUGCUGAACGGCGCGUCAAGUGGCCGCCGAAGACGGAAUCUCCUCUGCCGACGGCGUCGCUAUGA
Messenger RNA from Aspergillus niger, 1581 nucleotides. RefSeq lists its product as uncharacterized. Gene Ontology annotation, molecular function: iron ion binding; oxidoreductase activity, acting on paired donors, with incorporation or reduction of molecular oxygen; monooxygenase activity. The transcript has 4 exons. The record is from RefSeq and is a predicted model, not a curated record. Bases 1 to 1581 code for a protein of 526 amino acids. Lineage: Eukaryota; Fungi; Ascomycota; Eurotiomycetes; Eurotiales; Aspergillaceae.